Messenger RNA from Lagenorhynchus albirostris (white-beaked dolphin), 2039 nucleotides. RefSeq names its product heterogeneous nuclear ribonucleoprotein K-like. Lineage: Eukaryota; Metazoa; Chordata; Mammalia; Artiodactyla; Delphinidae. The coding region runs from base 135 to 1529 and encodes 464 amino acids. The record is from RefSeq and is a predicted model, not a curated record. Gene Ontology annotation, molecular function: mRNA binding. Gene Ontology annotation, biological process: regulation of transcription by RNA polymerase II; regulation of mRNA splicing, via spliceosome. Gene Ontology annotation, cellular component: cytoplasm; nucleus. The transcript has a single exon.
GGAGGAGGGCUCUCCGGGCGAAAGCACUGCAGGCGCCAUUAUCCUCUGUUUCUCUGCUGCACCAACGUCGACGUCUUCCCUACUUCCCGGUUAUUUGCGGCCCAUAGAUUGGUGUGUUCCUUUAAUACAAGAAAAUGGAAACUGAACAGCCAGAGGAAACCUUUCCCAACACCGAAACCAAUGGCGAAUUUGGUAAACGCCCUGCUGAAGAUAUGGAAGAGGAACAAGCUUUUAAAAGAUCUAGAAACACUGAUGAGAUGGUUGAAUUACGCAUUCUGCUUCAGAGCAAGAAUGCUGGGGCAGUGAUUGGAAAAGGAGGCAAGAAUAUUAAGGCUCUCCGUACAGACUACAAUGCCAGUGUUUCAGUCCCAGACAGCAGUGGCCCCGAGCGCAUAUUGAGUAUCAGUGCUGAUAUUGAAACAAUUGGAGAAAUUCUGAAGAAAAUCAUCCCUACCUUGGAAGAGGGCCUGCAGUUGCCAUCACCCACUGCAACCAGCCAGCUCCCGCUCGAAUCUGAUGCUGUGGAAUGCUUAAAUUACCAACACUAUAAAGGAAGUGACUUUGACUGCGAGUUGAGACUGUUGAUUCAUCAGAGUCUGGCAGGAGGAAUUAUUGGGGUCAAAGGUGCUAAAAUCAAAGAACUUCGAGAGAACACUCAGACAACAAUCAAGCUUUUCCAGGAAUGUUGUCCUCAAUCCACUGACAGAGUCGUUCUUAUUGGAGGAAAACCUGAUAGGGUUGUAGAGUGCAUAAAGAUCAUCCUUGAUCUUAUAUCAGAGUCUCCCAUUAAAGGACGUGCUCAGCCUUAUGAUCCCAACUUUUACGAUGAAACCUAUGAUUAUGGUGGUUUUACAAUGAUGUUUGAUGACCGCCGUGGACGUCCUGUGGGAUUUCCCAUGCGGGGAAGAGGUGGUUUUGACAGAAUGCCUCCUGGUCGGGGUGGGCGUCCCAUGCCUCCAUCCAGAAGAGAUUAUGAUGAUAUGAGCCCUCGUCGAGGACCUCCUCCACCUCCUCCUGGACGAGGUGGCCGGGGUGGUAGCAGAGCUCGGAAUCUUCCUCUUCCUCCACCACCACCACCUAGAGGGGGAGAUCUAAUGGCCUAUGACAGAAGAGGAAGACCUGGAGACCGUUAUGAUGGCAUGGUUGGUUUCAGUGCUGAUGAAACCUGGGACUCUGCAAUAGAUACAUGGAGCCCAUCAGAGUGGCAGAUGGCUUAUGAACCACAGGGUGGCUCUGGAUAUGAUUAUUCCUAUGCAGGGGGUCGUGGCUCAUAUGGUGAUCUUGGUGGACCUAUUAUUACUACACAAGUAACUAUUCCCAAAGAUCUGGCUGGAUCUAUUAUUGGCAAAGGUGGUCAGCGGAUUAAACAAAUCCGUCAUGAGUCAGGAGCGUCGAUCAAAAUUGAUGAGCCUUUAGAAGGGUCCGAAGACCGGAUCAUUACCAUUACAGGAACACAGGACCAGAUACAAAAUGCACAGUACUUGCUGCAGAACAGUGUGGAGCAGUAUGCAGAUGUUGAAGGAUUCUAAUGCAAGAUAUUUUUUCUUUUUCUUUUUUAUAGUGUGAAGCAGUAUUCUGGAAAGUUUUUCUAAGACUAGUGAAGAACUGAAGGAGUCCUGCAUCUUUUUUUUUUUAUCUGCUUCUGUUUAAAAAGCCAACAUUCCUCUGCUUCAUAGGUGUUCUGCAUUUGAGGUGUAGUGAAAUCUUUGCUGUUCACCAGAUGUAAUGUUUUAGUUCCUUACAAACAGGGGUGGGGGGCGGGGGAGGGUGUGCAAAAACUAACAUUGAAAUUUUGAAACAGCAGCAGAGUGAGUGAAUUUUAAUUUUUGUUCAUUGUUGGUGGUUUAAAAAAAAUCCCCCCAUGUAAUUAUUGUGAACACUUUACUUUGUGAUCACUGUAACAUUUGGGGGGGGUGGGACAGGGAGGGAAAGUAACAAUAGUCCAUAUGUCCCUGGCAUCUAUUCAGAGCAGUGUGCAGAAUGUAAUGCUCUUUUGUAAGAAACGUUUUAUGAUUUUUAAAAUAAAUUUAGUGAACCUA